CUCUUGCUCGCACGCAAAGGCCAGUUGGGGUGUUAGUUGAAAAUGUGAUACAGAUGUCUUAGGAAUUACGUUAUAGUAGAAAUCGAGUACUGACGGUGAUACGAGAAAUGUUGGCGUCGGGCGACAUUUUCGGGAACGUCAUACCAGCUGGAGAAGAAAUCACUGACAGCGAGGAUGACGAUGGCUGGGAGAUUGGUUGCACAUUCGAGUCACUGCCAUCCAAGAAACCAGUAUCACUUGGAAACGAAGAAGCCCUGAAGAAAGCUUUAAAUGCUGGAGAUAUUGGUCUUGUUGAAGAACUGUUAAAUUCAGGUUUAGAUGUGGAUUCAAGUUUUCAGUUUGGAUGGACUCCUUUGAUGUAUGCAGCUAACGUUGCUAAUUUUGAAUUGAUGCGUGUUCUUCUGGAUAGGGGGGCAAAUGCAAGUUUUUCAAAGGAUAAGUAUUCUGUACUGAUGGCUGCCUGCAAUGCUCGGUCUGUGGAGGAAAAAAUAGUAAAAUGUGUGGAACUACUGCUAUCCAGAAAUGUCAACCCAAAUGUUUCCAACAGUGUGUUAAUGACUCCAUUAAUGCUAGCUGCCAAAGAGGGGUACACCCAAGUUAUCACUCUCCUUGUUGCACAUGGUGCAGAAGUGAACGCCCAAGACAUAAAUGGCUAUACGGCACUAACAUGGGCAGUAUACUGUGAACAGAAGUCUGCAAUCUUAAAGCUAAUUGAAUUUGGAGCUGAUAAGACUCUGGAAACUAAAGAUGGAAAGACACCAGCAGAGAUUGCAAGGAGAAAGCAAAAUUCUGAGGUUUUUGCACUGCUUGCUGUGACUUCAAGUUCUUCAGUAAAACCUGAGAAUGUCUGCAAAGAGGAAGCAAUCUUCAGAUAUUUGAGCAGUACUCCUGAUAUAGUGAAAGAUUACAGUGCUAGCUGUUUUAGAGCCUUUGGUGAUCUGGAUCUAUUUCUUCAUGGCCUUGGCUUGGAGCACCUAGCAGAGAUGCUAAAGGACAGUGAAAUAUCUUUAAGGUAUCUUCUGAUGAUGGGAAAAGAAGACCUCGAAAAGGUUGGCAUUACUGAUCUGAAUGACCAGAAGAAGAUUAUGGAUGCUGCUCGGGAGCUACAAGUAGAGGAUGUAAAGUUUGGAGAAUUGCCUGAAUUCAUGAAUAUUGAGACCAGAGAUGGACUUCUUGCAUUUCUCAUAAAGCUGAACAAGCAGUGUGGUCAUUUGAUUCUUGCAGUACAAAAUAUAGCAAACCAGCUACCUGAAGAUGGAAGCAAGGUAGUAUUGGAAUGUGAUCUAACCCAGGACUUCACAUCAGUUUUUGAUGAAGUGUCACAUAACAUUGAAGAAUUAGGCAAAGAAACUGUCAGACUAAGGAGACUUCUGUAUAAGAUGCAGGCUGAGCAAAAGAAUGCACCUGGUCGUAUUACAUAUCCACGAAGUGACACUGGUUAUAACUUUAAAGGGAUAAAGAAGAUUGCAGCUGGAUUUUUAGGAAUUGGGCUUGUAUUUCUUUUUAAUAGAUUACAUGGCUCAAAAAUUAGCCCAUAAACAAAUGUACAUAACUUUGUGGUACUCUAAUAUUGUAUGGUAACAUUUCUCAUUUGUUUGAUAUCCUUAAAUGUAUUGUUUGUGAUAUAAUGUUUUAGUUUAAAUUCUGCUUUGAAAAAUGUUCUCUUAAAGUAUUAUUUGUAAAGUGUCUAUAAUUCUUUCUGGAAUAUUUUCUGAACUCUGCACAUUUUAAAAUAUGUUUUUAUUUAUUUUGCUACUUUCAAACUGGUAAAUCAUUGUGAAUAUGUAAAAACAAAGUAAGUUGCUAAUUCACUAAGUGGUGUACAAACAGGACAUAGUUGUACUAUUACAUAAUUUCUCUGAAUAGAUAAUAAAAAUUAAAAUUGACAGUCA
Protopterus annectens (West African lungfish) is the source of this 1892-nucleotide messenger RNA. It is a transcript of the gene ASZ1, whose product is annotated as ankyrin repeat, SAM and basic leucine zipper domain containing 1. The transcript has 13 exons. The record is from RefSeq and is a predicted model, not a curated record. Bases 108 to 1538 code for a protein of 476 amino acids. NCBI's taxonomy places the organism in Eukaryota, Metazoa, Chordata, Ceratodontiformes, Protopteridae. Gene Ontology annotation, molecular function: protein binding. Gene Ontology annotation, cellular component: pi-body. Gene Ontology annotation, biological process: piRNA processing.